AUGGACACCAGAUCAUUAGAAGGGUCUGAGCCGUCAGCUGCCACCCAUGCGGCCAGCUGGGCUCAGCUGUGCCAGCCUUCAUCGACAGCAGCGCAGCUCUCGUCUGCUUCUGUGUCUUUUAACAGCCUGCAGCUGAAUGUACCUGCCCUGCCUACCACUUUCCCUUCAGCAGGCAUCUGGACCAAAUCACCAGAGACAUCGACGCAGGCGACGACGAGCCCUAAUGUCACAGAGCAGGCCCCUCCCCUUCCCAUCAAUCGCUUGACUCCUUCUUGCUCGCGCUGCCGCAUCAAAAAGCUGCGCUGCGAUCGGAAGCAGCCAUGCGGGCAUUGCAUCGCCCGAGGCCUGGAGGCCGGGUGCCACAAGGAUGAACGGUUGCAGAGAAAAUCGACCAAGAACUUGGGAGUGCUCCCCACAAAGGCGAGUCGGUCAGGGGAGACGAAGCAAUGCGCAGAAGGGACUUCGCAGCAGCAGAGUAUGGCAAAGAACGUGGCGGCAGUCAAGACGGCCGAGAACGCAAAAGCAAUUGCGAGAGGGAAACAAGGGGACAUUAUCACCGUAGAGGCUGCGAGAGAAGGCGCCGAACUCGAGGCGGCAGAUGCAGAGAUCCAUCGACUCCGCGCUCGCGUUGCCGAGCUUGAGCAGGCGGCGCUCAAGCCAUCGGGCCAGUUUCCGCCUGGCUCAUUUGCAUCGACAGUGACGUAUUGUCCCCAGCUCGCUGGCUCAUCGUCCGCCGGGAGGGCUUCUGUACCUUCCUGGCCGCCAUCAACGAAUGCGACUUCAUCAGUGCCUAGCUCGGUGGAGGACUCUUUUAAGUCGUCGAAGAGCCGGAGGCUGGCAUACGACAGAAGUCAGCCGGGUGCGAGGUCUCCUUUCGCCAACGCCGCGCCGCUGUUGCUGUCGCCUAGCCCGGUGGAAGCGGCUGCGGUCGCGCUUGAGUCCUUUGUUGCACCCGGGUCUAUGGCUGCGCUAGAGCCUCCAUUGGGCGCAGAAUGGAUCACUCCCUUCAAGUCGCUCGUGUCAAGCGCAGGACCCGAUGCACGCUUCAUCCCGCGCAGCGUUCACGCCAACAGCACCGUUGCCGAUGAUCAGCUCCACCCAUACUGGUGCCCUUCCUCGGCAUCUAUGCCGCACCUAGAACGCCAGACGAGACGUCAAGAGCUGAUUCAGUUACUCAAGAGGACCAAGGCGUCGCUGCCUUUUGUGCAAAUUGAAACUGAGCUUCUCUUGGUUUUCCGUAUUCGCGUCAACCAUAUCAUCGGGCAUUGUAUCUAUGUUCCACGGCUGCGACAGGAUCUCGCCGACGUUCGACAAUUGUCGGUACAUGCAUUAGCAGCGUCCCCCUAUGGUCAAGACCCGAGUCGCCUGGCGCUCAUUUGCAUGAUUCUCGCUGUGUCUUUCCGGAUCUACCCGGUGAAUAAGCCAGGAAUUCUGACAGACGAAGCAGCCUUCAACGCCAUCUCCUCGCUCAAACUACAAGGGCAAGAUGCGUCGCUCAAGUGGCACUCUCUUGCCUUGGAAUGCCUCGCCUUUGACAAGGUCUGGGAGUUUGUCUCACUCGCUGGUCUCCAGGCUGCAAGUCUGCUGUAUCUCUACUCACAAGAUUCUCAAGAAUUCUUGCAGGUGGUUCAUCGGUCAGCCAUUCAAAGCGCGAUUCACAUGGGCCUGAAUCGGCUGCCGGCAAUUGCAGCAGAAGGGGGUCCAGGCGAAGCGUUGCAGGAUCGAGUUCAGAAUUUUUUGCGGAGAGAGCUAGGAGUCAGGAUCUGGUGGAAUCUUACUGUGAAAGACUGGUGCAACGCCGCACGGACGUACACAUGCGCGAUCGAUGAGGACCAAGUAACAACCCGCUGGCCGCUGGACGUGUCGGACGCCAACAUUCAAGCCUACCUCGACGGACGCAGUGACAACGUUCGCAUGAACACACUCUCCCAUCUCGAAGAAUACAACGAGAUGAGCUUCGUCUUUGCCCAGCUUGAGCUCGCCUUCAUCUCCAAAGCAUCAGUCGAUCUCAUGAACAAGCAAUUCCAACAAGGCCAAGCAAGACUCGUGUGGAACGACGAGAACAAGGCAAAUAUCGAUGCGCAGCUGACUGCAUACAUGCGCCGCUUGCCGCACUACUUUAAGCCUGAAAGUACAGCCGUCUCACCUCCGCCCAUGGUCAUUCAACGCUGGCUCAUCAAUCAGCAGGUCUUUGACGUCAUGCUCAAGCUUCAUCGCUCAAAGCUUUCGACCCCAAAUGGCAGGGCCUCAUGCCUUGCACUGGCUCACAGCAUCCUUAGCUCUCACAAGCGGGUCAGGAAAGCUUGCCCCAUCAUCGACCACUUUUCCAUCAAUGAUCUGCAUCUGCUUGGCGCCACACUAGUCAUCAUGAUCGACCUCCGCCUUUCCGACGUUGGGACCAGCGAACGUCGUGAUAUUGUGGAAAAGGUUCGAGAGGUGUACCGAUCGCUUCAGGCUUCCGACAAGUCCUCAACGCGCGCUCUCGCCAUUGUACGGACCUUGCUGGCGGAAGAAGAGCGACACAGCCAGGCGAUGGAGGCAGGACCCUCACCGCCACGCUCGCUGGCUGAAAAGCACGCCGAUGUGCUCGAGCUGGCGAAUCGUACGGUCAAAGAAGCGGUCAAGUCUCAGUCGGCAGGACAAUCAGACGGUAGCCUGCUGGAGGUCUCGCAGAUAACACUUGGUGUUCUUCCGAUGGUGUGCGCGCCAUGGGGUCCGCCGUGGCCACCGCGUACAAAUUCUGAGGAGCGCGACGAGGACAUUGACAUCAUCCAAACAUUGCCACAACUCGCAUCGUCGUCGGUUUCUGGAUUGUCUCCGUUACCCAUGCUCCAGCAACCAGCCACGACUGCUGCUGCCAUGGCCACGGCCACACCAGACCAACUGUUCGAUUGGCUCUUGGCCGGCGAAAGACUCCCCGCUCCGCAACUUUGA
Messenger RNA from Tilletiaria anomala UBC 951, 2934 nucleotides. RefSeq lists its product as uncharacterized. The transcript is spliced from 4 exons. Bases 1 to 2934 code for a protein of 977 amino acids. The record is from RefSeq and is a predicted model, not a curated record. NCBI's taxonomy places the organism in Eukaryota, Fungi, Basidiomycota, Exobasidiomycetes, Georgefischeriales, Tilletiariaceae. Gene Ontology annotation, molecular function: DNA-binding transcription factor activity, RNA polymerase II-specific; zinc ion binding. Gene Ontology annotation, biological process: regulation of DNA-templated transcription.